Elgaria multicarinata webbii is the source of this 2112-nucleotide messenger RNA. RefSeq names its product collagen type XXV alpha 1 chain (gene COL25A1). The transcript is spliced from 35 exons. NCBI's taxonomy places the organism in Eukaryota, Metazoa, Chordata, Lepidosauria, Squamata, Anguidae. Bases 67 to 2112 code for a protein of 681 amino acids. The record is from RefSeq and is a predicted model, not a curated record.
CUUGGGAAACUAAUCCUCCAAGCGAGGAGGAAAGGAACACUCUGUCGCUGUCUCUCCCAACCAAGCAUGUUGGGGAAAAGCCCGGACGCCAAAGGUCAGGAUGCCAACGGGGAGGCCAGCUGCCUGGGGAGGCAGCGCUGCUGUUCCAGCAGCAGGACUGCGCCCUCCAACUCGCUGCUGGCUGCGUUCCUCCUCUCGCUGGUCUCCAUAGCUUCCUGUCUGUAUCUGGGGAUGAAGACCAGUGACCUUCAGGCCAGGGUCUCUGCCAUCGAGACCGCCCAAGGGGACAUAUCGGUUGCUGCCGCCGCCUACUAUCCGCUGACCGGCUCUUCUUUGGAUCAGCUGAAUUCACUGAUGCAGGAAAAACUGGAGCGACUACUGGCUCAGAAGUCCUAUGAGCAUAUGGCAAAAAUCAGAAUAGCAAGAGAAGCUCCUCCAGAAUGCAACUGCCCACCAGGUCCUCCUGGUAAACGAGGUAAGCGAGGAAGAAGAGGAGAGAUUGGACCUCCUGGUCAACCUGGUGCUCAAGGCCCACCUGGUCCAAAAGGCGAGAAGGGAGAUCAAGGUGAUCAGGGCCCUCGGAUGGUGUUUCCUAAAAUCAAUCAUGGGUUUCUCUCUGCUGAUCAGCAGCUCAUUAAACGCCGCCUCAUUAAGGGUGAUCAAGGACAAGCUGGACCCCCUGGACCUCCUGGGCCUCCAGGACCAAGGGGCCCUCCUGGAGAUACUGGCAAAGAUGGCCCCCGAGGAAUGCCUGGUGUACCGGGAGAGCCAGGAAAACCAGGUGAACAAGGCUUGGUGGGACCUCAGGGGCCCCCAGGACAAAAGGGCUCUCUUGGUGCACCUGGUGUUCCAGGAAUGGAUGGACAACAGGGUGAACCUGGUAUAAUGGGGGAGAGAGGAGCUCCUGGGCUUAAGGGUGAUCCUGGGCAGCAGGGAGAAAAGGGUGAUGCUGGAGAAAGUGGACCCAAAGGUGACUCAGGAGAAAAGGGUGACCCUGGAUCUUCUGCUGCUGGGAUUAAGGGAGAACCUGGAGAAUCAGGUCGACCAGGACAAAAGGGUGAACCUGGGCUCCCUGGACUUCCUGGAUUACCUGGGAUUAAGGGUGAACCAGGUUUCAUAGGUCCGCAGGGAGAACCUGGGUUACCAGGAUUGCCAGGAACAAAGGGUGAAAGGGGAGAAGUGGGGCCUCCUGGGAAAGGUGAACGAGGUGAGCCUGGAGCUCCAGGGCCAAAGGGGAGGUCAGGAGAAUCUGGAGCUAGAGGCCCAAAGGGGUCGAAGGGUGAUUCUGGAGACAAAGGAGAUUUGGGGGCAAUAGGCCCAAGGGGCCCACCUGGACAAAAAGGUGAUCAAGGUGCUACAGAAAUCAUCGAUUACAAUGGCAAUAUCCAUGAAGCUUUACAGAGGAUUACCACCCUAACUGUCACGGGUCCUCCAGGCCCACCUGGACCCCAAGGAUUGCAAGGGAUAAAGGGUGAACAAGGAUCCCCAGGAUUACCAGGUGCUGAUGGGGAGCAGGGACCUAAAGGCUCAAGGGGUGAUAUGGGUGACCCCGGAAUACCAGGUGAAAAAGGAGGAAUCGGACUUCCUGGAUUGCCAGGAUCCAAUGGCAUGAAGGGAGAAAAAGGAGAUGUUGGCUUGCCAGGUCCUCAAGGUCCCUCUAUCAUUGGACCACCAGGACCUCCGGGCCCACAUGGUCCCCCAGGGCCUAUGGGACCUCAUGGAUUACCAGGCCCAAAGGGUAUUGAUGGCCCAGUUGGUCCACAUGGUCUUGCAGGUCCAAAAGGAGACAGAGGCGAAAAGGGAGUUAUGGGAGACCCUGGACCUAGAGGACCAUAUGGAUUGCCUGGCAAAGAUGGCGAACCUGGCCUUGAUGGUUUCCCUGGUCCUCGCGGAGAAAAGGGUGAUGUAGGAGAAAAGGGAGAAAAGGGGGAAAAGGGAAAGAAAGGCAAAAAGGGGCCUAAAGGGGAGAAAGGAGAACAGGGUGCCCCGGGAUUAGAUGCACCUUGCCCAUUGGUACGUCUCACUCAUGUAUUGGAAAUGUCUCCUCUUACAGUAGAUAAUAUAGUAGGAUGUCGCAAAUAUAAGGAGGAACAAGCUACAGCUUUUGUGUAA